ACUGGGGUUGGAAUCACAGGCAGUCUGCUCACAGAAAAGCACUCUGCAAAUUCUAAUACCUCAGGCAAAAGUUUCAUAGGUGGUGGACCAUGGAGCUUCUUGUGAAUGUAAGAAAAUGGAUAGAAGAAAACAAAACUGCCUUUUUGCCACCUGUUUGCAAUAAGCUUAUGCAUCGCUAUCAAUUAAAUGUGAUGUUUGUUGGAGGACCAAAUGAAAGGAAGGAUUAUCAUAUUGAAGAAGGAGAAGAGCUUUUUUACCAGGUUCAAGGAGAUAUGUGUUUGAAGAUAAUUGAAAAUGGGAGACAAAAAGACGUUGUCAUCCGAGAAGGGGAGAUGUUCCUGCUACCUGCCAGGAUACCUCACUCUCCUCAGAGAUAUGAAAACACUGUGGGUCUUGUGGUUGAGAGGGAAAGAUUAAAAACAGAAAUUGAUGGGCUAAGAUACUAUGUUGGAGAAUCAACUAAUGUCCUCUUUGAGAAAUGGUUUCACUGUGAAGAUCUCGGCACUCAACUUAUACCAAUAAUUCAAGAGUUUUUCAAUUCAAGGCAAUAUAAAACUGGAAAACCAAACCCAGAUGAACUCCUGAAAGAAACACCUUUCCCACUGAAUUCCACUUCUGUUAUGGAGCCAUUUUCCUUCUCGAGCUGGUUAAAUGAUCAUCGUGGUGAAAUUAAACAGAAGAAAUCCUUGAGUAUGUUUGGAGAUAACUUUGAAACAGAGGUUAUAGCUUAUGGACCAGGAACAACUGAGAAAAGUAAAAAGAAUUCGGAUAUCUGGAUAUGGCAGCUGGAGGGCACAUCGACUGUUGCCAUGGAUGGCAAAACCCUGACUCUCUCUGCUGGUGACAGCCUGCUUGUCCGUGCCCAGUCUACGUACUGCUGGAAAAGAGCAGAAGAAUGUGUUGCUCUCUGCAUCGCUCAGGAUCCAAAACGCAAGCAGCCUUAUAAAUAACUCCUAUGUCAGUUGGCUUUGAUGAUAACCAAGUUUUGACCUCCCUAUCUUAAUUAUCUUUUACUUGGAAUGCCUGGAAAUUUGAAUACUCUAACACAAUGAUUAAGCAGAGUCAAGUGCUGUACCCAAGUAAAGCAUUUUCCCCAAGUAGUUAAAGUUUGAGCAAAAUUUAUAAUCAGUAUUUUUUUAAGAUCUAGUGUUCUCUUUCAAUUUAUCUGAAAGGAAAUGACAACAUAUCCAAGUAGCAGGAUUACUUAUCUAAUAAUACAUUAUACUAUCUAGAUGAAAUUAGAGUCUUUUGAAAUGCAAGUCCCUGCCACAAGAUGUAGAAAAGGAGAUGGGGCAGAUACUGUUACACUACUUAGGUUAUAGUUUUUACUUCUUUGUAUUAGAUUUUUCAUUUGUAAUAAACUAAUACAACACUAGCUUCCCAGCCCAGCUUCCAGUAGCGAAGCUUUAAUUGGUAAUAGUUCAGAGUUCCUCUGACAUCUUUGGCUAAAAGUUUGGUUUUUUAAAGGCCCAAUCUGCUGCACUACUUGAGAAUCUCAGUGCUUUGUGAAAGAGAGGAAGGAGUAU
Messenger RNA from Sturnus vulgaris (Common starling), 1526 nucleotides. It is a transcript of the gene HAAO, whose product is annotated as 3-hydroxyanthranilate 3,4-dioxygenase. Gene Ontology annotation, biological process: 'de novo' NAD+ biosynthetic process from L-tryptophan; quinolinate metabolic process. Gene Ontology annotation, molecular function: 3-hydroxyanthranilate 3,4-dioxygenase activity; iron ion binding. Gene Ontology annotation, cellular component: cytoplasm. The record is from RefSeq and is a predicted model, not a curated record. Lineage: Eukaryota; Metazoa; Chordata; Aves; Passeriformes; Sturnidae.